UAUCAACACAGUCAUAGUUGACUACACAUACAAUCGGUGUUUUCUCACUCACUCUGUUGUCGCCGGAAACAAGAUUUCAGCUGAGCUCCUCAUCACCAUUGCAACACCAACAUGUCUUUAGCUCUUCUCCAGCAAAGCUUUCUAACUAAUCCUCUCGCUUCAUCUUUUAAACCCACCCGGAAUUUCAGAUGCAGUUUCGUAAAUACCACUAAAAUCUCCUGCUCUUGCAACCCAGACGCUGAAAAUCAGCCCUUGAGGAAAAAUGAGAAUAAAAUGGCGAAAUUGGCGUUGGUUGCGUUGGCAGCUGGGGUGCUCACACUGGGCUCAGUAGACCCUGCGUCUGCUGCUAAGACCGGCGGCCGAGUUGGCGGUCAGGCCUUCCGUUCAUCGGCGCCGCGCGCUUCGGGUCCAAGGAUUAAUAAUUCCAGGACCAAUGUUUACAUUAACCCACGAGUUGCCCCUCCUCUAGUUGGUGGAUAUGGCUAUGGUAUCGGUGUGCCAUACUAUGGCGGAUGGGGCUGGACGCCCUUCUCAUUCUUUGCUCCUGGACCGGGUGUUGCCGUAGGUGUUGGAGGUGGAUUUGACACCCUCGUUCUCUUUAUGCUCUUUGGUGCAGCCGCUGCUGUUGUUAGGAGAUUCCUCGGGUCAAGAGAUGAAGAAGACGAUGAUUACUCCUAGGGUGCAUCAUGGCUCAGCAAUCUCGGGUACCUAUGCAGUAUAUACCUAUUUAUAUGUUGUACUAGACUGCAUUAUUCUGUUGUGGUUUUAAGAAGGAAGGAAAAUCUUGUAUAGGCUUCUUACUGACUUUCACUCACAUUACUUGGAUA
This is a messenger RNA of Ipomoea nil (Japanese morning glory), 827 nucleotides long. RefSeq lists its product as uncharacterized. The record is from RefSeq and is a predicted model, not a curated record. The transcript has 3 exons. The coding region runs from base 112 to 678 and encodes 188 amino acids. NCBI's taxonomy places the organism in Eukaryota, Viridiplantae, Streptophyta, Magnoliopsida, Solanales, Convolvulaceae.